Molecule: messenger RNA, 1141 nt
Organism: Arvicola amphibius (Eurasian water vole)
Lineage: Eukaryota; Metazoa; Chordata; Mammalia; Rodentia; Cricetidae
Gene: Lztfl1
Product: leucine zipper transcription factor like 1
Exons: 9
Biological process (GO): negative regulation of protein localization to cilium
Cellular component (GO): cytoplasm
Source: RefSeq, a predicted model, not a curated record
AUUGGCAACCCGCGGCUUCUAAACAACCUACUUUCCUCAGGUCCCAGGCGCCGGCCUCCCAGUUUCCUGUGUGAUCCCGCCACCGCCAUGGCAGAGUUGGGCCUAAAUGAGCACCAUCAGAAUGAAGUUAUUAAUUACAUGCGUUUCGCUCGUUCAAAGAGAGGCUUGAGACUUAAAACAGUAGAUUCCUGCUUUCAGGACAUCAAGGAGAGCAGACUGGUAGAGGAGACGUUCACCGUGGAUGAGGUCACAGAAAUCCUGAGUGGGCUGCAGGCUGUGGUACACAGUGAGGUGGAGUCUGAGCUCAUCAAUACAGCCUACACCAAUGUGCUACUCCUACGGCAGCUGUUCUCACAAGCUGAGAAAUGGUACCUAAAGCUACAGACAGACAUCUCUGAACUUGAAAACAGAGAAUUAUUAGAACAAGUGGCUGAAUUUGAAAAGGCAGAAUUUACAUCUUCAAAUAAAAAGCCCAUCAUAGAUAUCACAAAGCCUAAACUUAUUCCAAUUAAUGAAGGUGGAACAACAGAACUGCUAAACAAGGAAAUUUUAAGACUUCAACAAGAGAAUGAGAAAUUAAAGUCAAGGCUGAAGACCAUUGAAAUACAGGCUACAAAUGCUUUGGAUGAGAAGUCAAAAUUGGAAAGGACACUUCAAGAUUUACAGCUUGAGCAAGGAAAUGAACAGGAUUUUAUAAAGGCCCAUGACUUGGAUGACUUGGAAAACACAGUCGCAAGCUCUUAAGAACGAAUUUCAGAAACCCUUAAUGAUAAGACAGAGAACCAGAAGUCUUUGGAGGAGAACCUAGCAGCAGCCAAACAUGACCUCCUCAGAGUCCAGGAGCAGCUGAGCAUGGCUGAAAAGGAGUUAGAGAAGAAAUUCCAACAAACAGCAGCAUAUCGAAACAUGAAAGAAAAUUCUUACAAGAAGAAUGACCAAUCAGAGACCUCCGGAAAAGCACUGGCAAGUAAGCUGGCCGGUCCACCCUGGGGCUCCUCUCCACAUUGCCCUGGUACUAAUAAGUCAAGCCCUGGGUAAGCCAUGUUUAGUCCCACAGGGUGGGCUUUUAGGCCCAGCUAGAUAUUUUCCCUCACCACCACGAUACUUGGUUGCUCUUGGCCAGUGGAUCAUUAGCAGGUAA